AUGCAGGUUUGAUUUUUAUAUUUUGAUUUUUGUUUGACUUAAUUUGAAAGUCUCGAUUUUUUAGAAUUUUUUAACUUCUCAAAAAAAAAGCAAAGAACGAUGUCUUGUAAGUUGAAAAAUUUGCUUUUUGAGUUUUUUAUAUUUGACUUUGAAGGUUAGAAAAAGAAAGAAUAGAGAAGUUUUGUUUUUUAUAGCGUUACUGAAUUUUUUCAUCUAGUUUCAGCUUCAUGAGACUUUCGCAGCGUUUCGAAGUAAUCUCGUUUUGAGAUUAUUUUUUUUUUAUUCCUUCUGUAGGUCACCAGUUUCUCUUUCUGAUUUCAUAAUCUUUAAAAUCAAUGAUACUCUCCUUCCACCUACUGAGUUGUCCAUUUUCAUUUCCGCUGGUCUGAGAUUUAAUCCGACGCUCUGAAAAAUCUGGACGCCGAACUGUUCCUAAAUGUCUAAGAAGCUGAUAUUCGGAACGCUCAGAACUAUCACAAGAAGUGUGAAAAAGGGUACUUGAACAACGAGAGUUUUGCAAACCGACAAACCUUCAAUUAUUCAGCAGAGAAUCUUCUCUUAACACUAAUUGUGUAGAUGUGUGAAGAAAUAGUUUAUUUUUUAUUUUCUAUUAGUUGAAAUCCUUGAUAGGCCAUCAUUUGCGUUUUCAUAGUUUAAAUGUCCACCUCUCCUUGCAAUCAUGUGUUAUGUACUAAAAUUAUAUUCGUUGAAAAUCAUGAGACCUAUAACUUGUACUACUAUUCAAGUAAUAAUACGUUGUUCCUGUUGGGUCUCGACGGGAAGGAAGCGAUUUAUAUGAUGAUUUUUCAUGGAAUAACUCAUGGGAUAGGUAUUCCGCCCAAAAGGACUGUUCAGAUUCAAAACUUUUCCCAAAAAGUUAGACGUAGCGUGCCGCGUUGCGGUCCACCCAUUCUCCAACAAGACGUUUUGUAGAUCCAGGCCGACGUGCCGCACAACCCGUACCACGUGAAGGCGGAGGACGAGCGGCCGCUGGACGCGUCGGCCUCGCCGUCGGCGUCAUCACCGACAGACGGCCCCAAGAUCUGGAACUACAACUUUUCCGUCACCAUCACCAACAACGGACACGCGCCGCCGCCUUUGCAGCCUCCGCCUGGGCAGCUUCUUCCGCACGAAGAUCAGCCUAAUUAUGCGCAGGUAGAUCAGCACUCUAUCUUGUGAGAAGGCUUUGGCUUUUUGGCCUUUGUCAGAUCGUGCUCAAAGUUUUAGUUAUUCAGGAAGAUUUUUAUUUCAUCCAACUUGUUUCUGAAUUUAUGCAGAAGAAUUUUUUUGUUAUGAAAUAAUUGUAAUGACCAAAAUACAGAAAUUUUAUUACUUUACGUAGCUUUUCAGAAUGCUUUUUAUUGAUUUUCAGGUGAUCAAGCCGACCUGCGAAGCGUUCCAAGAAUGGCCCCAGGCCCCGGUUUAUCAACAACAACCGCUACAGUUCCUUUUCCCCCCACAACCCGAUUGGAGCGCGUACCCCCACAUCCAUCCACAAAUCCAUUCCAACGUCAUCCAACAACACGACAUGAAGGUUAAUUUGAUAAGCUUUAUUAAUAUUUACAUGAGAAAUAAUUUCUUAGUUUUCUGUGAAAUCUUGAGAAAUUUCAAGUCUCAAUAUAAAUUUUUGGGUAAAAACACUAGUAAAGGCAAUUGUUAAAAAAUGAAGUUGAAGUUUAUAAUUUUAUACCAUGAAGGUUUUUUGACUUUUCUGACUAAAUGUGAAGCUUUUUCGACCUUUUUUGACGAAUAGUGAAAAAAUUUGCGAUAGCCACGGUUUCCAAGGCCGCAAAGUUGCGUAAGAAGUUAUCGCGUGUCUGCAGACUGCUUGCGAAUAAUUCGAAUUUUCCUUUUCAAACUUUUUUUCUUCUCUUCCGUUUUUUAUUGUUUCAAAAGUAACCUCCCCUCAUUUUUUGCGUUUUUGUUUCUCAUUCUUCUGUGUUUUCUUUCGAUUUUAUCCAUGUUGAAGUCGAAAAGCAUCAGGUAAGUUCAUAAGAAUCGUAAAACACAAAAAUUUUCUAGUGUUUCAAUAUUAAUAUUGUGCGUCACUCGAUUUCGGCUAUCGAUUUUUUCCGCCGUUUCCCAGUGUUUUUCAUGCAAAUUAGGCGUUUUCCACCAUCUCCAUUGGUGUCAUUUGGCAAACAAAUUUAGCGAGCCCUUAUUUGUUCAAUGAAGUCUCGAAGUUUUCAUUUUCACGCUGUUAAAUGUGGGAACUUAGCAUUGAUUUUAAUCAAUAGAACAAAUAGUUGGACUACAGUUGAGAGAAAAAAAAAAGAGAAAAACAAGUUUAUCGUUGUUAAAUGAAAUUUGAAGUGAAACUGAAAAAUGAAUCGAAUCAAACACCUCGAUAAUGAACUUUUCAAUCCUCUGGUUACUGUAUUGUUUCUCCUACCUUCUAUCUCUUUCAGUCCUUUCUGGAUUUUCGCUCGGCAACCGUCUGCGCCCUCUUAUUACUACCCAUGUCUGGCCAUUUUUCCUCUUAAUUCAUGGCCGAGAACUAUUAUCUGCUACACUGUGCCGUUAGUUUUUCAAUCGGAGAAAAAAAAUAAUUAAGAAAAAUCUCUUCACUUAUUAGGUCGCGUUAUAUAAAAAUCAGAAAGACUAAUUUUUUUUUGUUCUUUUUUGUACUUUUUAGAGUCGACAUUUUUUAUUUGAAAAUUUUCUCUUUUUGAGUUAUUUUUUUCAAAAACUUUCUACUUUUCAUCAAAGCGUUUUUAAAACUACUAUAAUUUGUUUUUUUAAAUCUGUGCAGUUUAAGAAAAAAAUGAUUAAUUGAAAAAAAUAUUUUUCUUUUCGAAAGCUUUAGUUUUUUUUACUUCUACUUUCUUCAAAAACACAUUGUCAAGUUUUUUUAUGAAGGAUAUAAAAUUAUCCAAAUCCAUAUAGACCUUUCUAACAAAACGCCGCCGUCAUCCUCCAGGAGACCCGUCAUUCGCCUUUUCAUCGCCUUCGAUUCUUCCCACAAUUGAUUACGACUUACCGCUCUCCUUCGCCUUCUUCUUUUCUCAUCCAUUUUCGACGUUUUUCUGGAUGUUUGAAUGAGGGAAGCAGUAAGGAUUGUGUCUGGAUUUAUUGGUGGGAGGAAUCACAAAAUAAAUUGUACAACUUAGUGAAUUUUUUUAGCUUUUUGAAAAGUACGAGUUCUUAAGAUUCAAACCCUAGUGUUUUUUUUUUGGAAAAGCUUCAAAAAAUGGUUUUUUUUUCAAGGUUAGUUUAGAUUACUUCUGAACACCUCAGUAAGAUGCUAAUAUUGGACAAUGACCCAGGAAAACUUAGAUCAACAAAAAAUUAUCAUUCCAGUUGAUCUUUUCAUGCCCUCAAAUGCAUUCUUUUCCAACCUCAUAAUUACUCUCUCUCUGCUUCAAAAAAGCCAGCGUAAAAUUCUUGACCGGGCAGACCCUACACUGAAAAAAAUUGUACCGUCCCGUAAUUUUCAAAGAUAUUCAGAUGACAUUGAGCUUCGAUCUCAACUUUUGAAUAAACUGAUUAAAUAUUUGGAAUCAGCGUGAAAUUCUGAAUUGGAAAGACCCUUAACUUUGAACGUGUCGAUCAAAUUGAAGAAAAUUGUGCCGUGACGCCAUUUUCAGAGGUCUUCAGAUGACUCUUAACUGGAUUCUAAAGAUUUAAAAUAGUCAAAGACACUAAGCCAGGUCAUUGAGCUUGGAUCUAAAAUUGUCAGCUUUAAUCUCCACUUCUGAACAAACUGAUCGAAUAUUUGGAAUCAGCGUAAAAUUCUGAAUCGGAUAGACCCUCAACUUUGAACGUAUCGACCAUUUAUGUGUCGUAACGUCGUUUUCAGAGGUCUUCAGAGUUAGGUGUAUUUUAAAAAUUUCAUUUUUUCAAAGACACUGACUAGGUCACACCUCUUUCAGCUGCAAAUCGAGACAGAACGACCUGAAGUCAUACAAAGGUUGUCGCACCCGUGGCCGUAUUCGUUUCCGUCAGAAGAGAACACGGCGCCGACGACGCAGGGCUCCGACGACGGCGACCAUGCUUGUGCCGACGACCUCGAGGGGUUCGCCAAGCAGUUCAAGCAACGGAGGAUUAAACUGGGGUUCAUUUUAUCUUCUUUUUUCUUGUAUUUCACUUUUUUUUUAUUCGUUUUUUCUUUCCCCUCAAGCUACCGGUGAACGAACUAACCAGAAUAAUAUCUUUGCGAAAAUAGGCUUUUUGAUGAUUUUCGACACUUUCAUUGACCGAUACCUUCUUCUAGACGAUGUGAAUUCUGUCAUUUUUCACCUGAAAAUAUAAUUUUUUAGACCAUGUAAAAAUGUAAAGUUUCAUCUUACAGCUACACGCAGGCGGACGUCGGUUUAGCUCUCGGCACCUUAUAUGGGAACGUCUUCAGUCAAACGACCAUCUGUCGGUUCGAAGCUCUUCAGCUGUCACUCAAGGUACUGAAAAUUCAGUGCUUUCAAAAUUAAAUAUUUCUCAGCCAACAUAGGCAAAGUCGGAAGGACUCUCUGAGGGUCCAUAAAGACUCCAUAGAAUUGUUCCUUUUUGGGUGAUGAAGGCUUCCUUUUUGCUGCCUUUUUGCGCCAUUUUCUCAGCCCAUACGCAUCCUUUUUGCUGCCUCUCCCUUUUUCCACCAUUUCUCGAACCUUAAAAAUCCCAGAAAAAUGGAAGGCUCGAUAAAGGGAGUCGUUUUGCUGCCUUUUUACUGCCUUUCGGAGGCCUUUUUUGAGCCUCUCCCUUUUAGCGGCCAUUAUCCACCAUUCCGACUUUGCCAUUUGCCCGAGAAAAUUUAUAAAUACUGAUGUAGAGUUUUUUUUCUCAGAUCUCGCACCGGUCGUACUUUAAAGAUUCUUCUUUCUUUGAGUUUUAUAUUUGGCUUGCGCGAUAAGUUUUGGAAUUUUCCAAGGAUCAAUAUUUCAAUUUCGAUCUCAAAAAAAAGGGAAAAGCAUUAUUAUGUAUAGCAAAUUCAUAUGAAACAGAUUUAAAUGUAAAAGACCUGCCAUUCAACUCGACAAUUCGUCUUCAUUUGAUUAAGUUUAGUUUGAAACAUUCGUUAUUUUCAUAGUUGCUCGCAAGCUCUACGAAUUUUUAUCCUUUACCGUCUGAAACAGCAUUUAAACCUGUGUGGCCAGAAAAACCCGAAAGAAUUACGCAUAAAAGGGUUGCCGGCAUCGUGUUCUGUGUGUCUUUCUCACGUUGGCGGCUGCCCCUAGAAGGAUUUUCAUUUUUUUUUUCUUUCACCGUAUUUGCUUAGGUUUACUCUUUCUGAUGUUGCAAUGAGCCGAUUGCCGCGAAAACUGUUUUUCAAGUAAAAGAAAAUUUUUGACUUGAAUACUCUCUAUUCGAAAAACAAAUUAAGCGGUCAAUUAAUACAAAAUUAUCCCAUUUUUUCAUUACAAUUUCUAUUUGACGGAAUUUUCGAAAUAAAAUUAAAGAUCCAUUGGUUUUCAUGCAUUUCUUCUGAAUUUCAGAACAUGUGCAAGUUGAAGCCUCUGCUGUACAGGUGGCUGGAAGAAGCCGAUUCAACGUCAGCCUCUCCAAACUCGGCUUUUGAAAAAAUGGCUGGUCAAGGAGGCCGGAAACGCAAGAAAAGGACUAGUAUAGAGGUUAUUGAACUUUUAAACUCAUAUAGAUCCUUGGAUGAGCUAGAAUUCAAAAAAGAAGUUGGGUUUGAGGCGUAAAUUUGCCAGUGAUUCUCUAAGGUUCAGGAUAAAAUCAUCUUUCCUCAAUAAUCACGCUUUGAUUAGCUAUUUUAUGUCACUCGACUAUUCUCCCGCCUAUCUUUCUUGAAUGCUAGAUAAUAUGAUGAAAUCGUAUUUAUUCUGACCAGAGUUUUCACCAAAAGAAGUUGAUUUGGUCACUUCAAAAGCUUCAAAUGAUUAUUCUUCAGGUCAACGUCAAAUCACGACUCGAGUAUCAUUUCCAAAAAAAUCAAAAGCCGAACGCUCAAGAAAUCGGUCAGGUUGCCAUGGAAUUGCAGUUGGAAAAAGAGGUUUGUGGCUUUAAAAACUGUUCUGGAUCGUCAGAAUCGAGAAAACCGACACUUUUGAGCCAUUCCGCAUUUUGAAAAAACUCGGACAAUAUUUUAAAUUUCACGGAGUUCUAUAAACUUUAUACGUUUUUAAUGAGAUUAGAAACGCCAGAAUGGUCCCUUCAGGGGUUAGGGCUAAAAAAAACCCCCGAUAUGGGGCGACAUAGUGCCUCCUAGAGGGAUAAAAUUUAGUUGCUCCCUAAAGUGGUUUUUUUAUGAAAAAAUGCGUACAGGGAUCAUGAGCAUGCUCCCCUAGAGUGCCCACUUUUGCAACUUUUAGUGCCCCUAUAGGGGUAGGAAGGGAUAGCCUCUGGAUGGUACUUUCAAACUCUAUAGUCUGUGCAGAUUUUAAAUGUCAAGUCCUCGCUCAAGCUCCGCCCCCUAACAGCGCUAUAAACCAAUCAGAGAGCGAGCCAUCCACAGAGCCUUUUCGAAUGACGUCAUUCUACUUGACAUUCAAAAUCUGAACGGACUAUAAGUUUUACCCUAGAGAGAUCACUCUGGUAUUCCUGAGAUCAAAGAAAGCUUCAAUCUUGUGAUACCUAACGAAAACCGGACCUGAUCUGAGUAUUUCUAGGAUCACUAGAGAGUGCUGACGCUACUAAAGUGGUAACUAGAAACGCCCCGACACGUCCAUUUCGCGUUAUAGCUAUUUCACGUCUAGUUUGAGACACAAAGAGGGCGUGGCCUGUCUGCGCUCUCCACGAGCCAGGCACUAUCUCGUGCGUUAUCGCGUCAGGACUCUUUUUUCGGUGUCUCAAGCCAGCCGUGAAUAAGCUAUACCAAUGUCCAAGACUGUGUUUAAAUGAUGACUUCUUUAGGUUGUCCGAGUUUGGUUCUGCAAUCGGCGACAAAAGGAGAAGCGAAUGACGCCGCAGUUCGAGCAGCAAAUGUUGCUCUCGAACCCGUAUCCUCCAGAACUUUUCCAGUACCCCGCUGGACUCGUCAGUCAUUUCCAACAGCAACAGCAACAACAACCGACCUAA
This is a messenger RNA of Caenorhabditis auriculariae, 6972 nucleotides long. Lineage: Eukaryota; Metazoa; Nematoda; Chromadorea; Rhabditida; Rhabditidae. The record is from the annotation of a GenBank genome assembly.